Messenger RNA from Hippocampus comes (tiger tail seahorse), 392 nucleotides. Its product is annotated as mesenteric estrogen-dependent adipogenesis protein. The transcript is spliced from 3 exons. Lineage: Eukaryota; Metazoa; Chordata; Actinopteri; Syngnathiformes; Syngnathidae. The record is from RefSeq and is a predicted model, not a curated record. Bases 142 to 384 code for a protein of 80 amino acids.
GCAAAUGCACGAGCACUCACACAAAGGUGCCAAUGUUGAAAGAUGAGCGUUACACGCAUGCUGUAAUACGUUAAAAAACAUUGUUCGAUAUCUGCAGAGGUUGUAAAGCGCUAUGUUGUGUGCCUGCGUGGUGCUGACCCGAUGGUCCGAUGGCACAUGGAGAGGGGUCUGGACUGGGCCAUCUCAUCAGUGGCGGGUGAGAGCUACGAAGUGGAAGUGGACCUGACCGACGCAUUGAACACGUGGGCAGCCCGCAACGUCGCUGGAACCAGACCGCAGUGGCUUGACGCCUCCUUCACGUUAAAGUACCACUCGGAUGCACUCUUUGACUUCCCGCACUGGCUGGGUUUUAGCAAGAGGAAGUUUAAGUUGGAGCUGUCCUGAGUGGCGGC